Messenger RNA from Poeciliopsis prolifica (blackstripe livebearer), 4069 nucleotides. It is a transcript of the gene ngb, whose product is annotated as neuroglobin. Gene Ontology annotation, molecular function: heme binding; oxygen binding. The transcript has 5 exons. The record is from RefSeq and is a predicted model, not a curated record. NCBI's taxonomy places the organism in Eukaryota, Metazoa, Chordata, Actinopteri, Cyprinodontiformes, Poeciliidae. The coding region runs from base 358 to 840 and encodes 160 amino acids.
UUUAGACCUCGGUUCACCUGCAGGAGGAGCUGUGGUUUGCUGCAGCUUCUCUGGAGCUGAAGAGAGCGAUCCCUCUUUUUCUCCUUCAGUGGCAUGAAUAGCAUCCCCAGUGCUGGAGAGAGAGCAUAUCAGGAGGCAAACGACGAGGGGAGAGAGAUAGCAGGCGGUGUGACAGAUAAGAGUGUGGCAGAACUUGCCUUCCUGACUGCACCGUGGGUCGGGGAAAGAGAGAACAAGUGGACCUGAGUGUCAGCCUGCAGCCUGCACCAUAAUCACUCACUCACAGUCACAGAAACAGUCAUUCCCCAGAGCCCGGCUGCAGCAGAACUUCAGAGAGACGACUGACCUCAAAAAGGGAUGAUGGGAGAGCUGUCAGUGAAAGAUAAGGAGCUGAUACGAGGCAGCUGGGAGAGCCUGGGCAAGAACAAAGUUCCUCAUGGUGUCAUCAUGUUCUCAAGAUUGUUUGAGCUGGACCCUGCGCUGCUCAACCUUUUCCACUACAGCACAAACUGUGAUUCCAAACAAGACUGUCUCUCCAGCCCCGAGUUCCUGGACCAUGUCACCAAGGUAAUGCUGGUAAUUGAUGCAGCGGUGAGCCACCUGGAUGAUCUCCACUCUUUGGAGGACUUUCUGCUUAAUCUUGGGAGGAAGCAUCAGGCAGUGGGAGUCAGCACACAGUCAUUCACUGUGGUAGGAGAAUCCCUUCUCUACAUGCUGCAGUGCAGUCUCGGCCAGGCGUACACAGCGCCGCUGCGCCAAGCCUGGCUCAACAUGUACAGCAUCGUGGUAGCGGUAAUGAGCCGAGGAUGGGCCAAGAACGGCGAGGACAAGGCCGACUGAGGCGCAUAGCGGGAGCUGCUGAGCAGUUGCUGUCAAACCAUCAACACGGUUGCCAUGCCAUAAGGUUGUGUAACUGUGCAGCAUCGUGUCUUUGGCUGCUGUACAUGUGCUCUGUGAGCUGGUUUGUAUAACAUGGCGAAUGUAUGGUGUAGUUACACUUUAAAAUUAGACAGACCGAUUGCAGAGUUUAUUUUCUUUGCUGUGGAUGUUUAGCUUCCAGUCGACGCUGAUGUACAGCUGUGAGAAUCAGACGCCGUUGGUCCGUUAAGUCUGGACCAGGAAGCUGAGAGCAUUGAAGAUCACUGUAAGUUUCUUUGUAUAUAAUGGCUUUGAUAUAUUUACUAAACAACAGUGAAUAUAGUGGUCUUUAUGUUGUAUCUUAAGAGAGUUGCACACUUGUGAAAUAUAUAUAUAAAUCUAUAUAUAUAUAUAAAACUAUAUUAUUAUAUCUAGACAUCGCACACUAUUCAAACUGUGACUGUUACUGUGGCCAGCGAAGGCAGCUCUAUAUACAUCUGGAACACAGUGAUACUUAAAAUGUGAUUUUCCAGGAGAAAAUCAGAUCACUUUAGUCAUAACUCUGUGUGUAUGUGUGUCUCCUGGAUUUUUUUAGUUUUUAUUACACAUGUUUUAUCUGAGUUUAUAGCAACUAAAGUGAAUCAAGUUUACUAAAUGCUUAUCAGUGGCUACAGACAAGAACUGUUAACCUUACUCAAAGCUUUCUUCAGUGAUCAAUGACUGUUAGGGUGUUGGUUCACACCUUACUCAACAUAGUUUUUGAUGCUCUCCUCAGACCGAGGUUUUGAGUGUUUCAGUAGGCGUCAGAUGACUGUUAAACGCUACAUUUUAGACAGUUAUGUGACCUUUAGUGUUUAGUAAAGAACAUGUUGGAGCAAAUUCAACAUCUUUGUUUCUUUGCUGUUUUUAUUAAGUGUAAAGGUAUUUAUUGCAGUUGAUUUUCUUUCUAGUGCUUAUUAAUUGCAUUGUUGUCACACCAAAUGAAGAGUUAUCCUAUUACUCCAAUGUAACUUUUCUGUAAGUGUAAGUGAGACUUCACAAGGCAUGAGUUGGUAUGAGAUCUUCAUACAUUUAUUAAAAGGGAACAACACACUCGGAUAUGUUACAUGAUCAAAAUGUGACAUAUUUAAAAAUUUUUCCUGAUAAAAUAGUCUCACAUACUGAUCAUUAAAACUAAGACAUUACUUUAUUGGUUUUUUUUUUUUUAACUCCAUGUAUAGAUUAAAGUAGAAAUAUAAAGUCAACAUCUGCUAAAUUCUUAAACAACAUUAUAGGAGUGAGGGGUCGUUCUUCUUAGCUCCAAAAAGUGGGUUUGGACUGAUAUGAAAUUCUCAUACUUUGAUAAAGUAAUAAUAGCACGACUGCACCUUAAAAUCAUAUAAUUUUAAAUAAAAUCAGCUAGCAUAAUCUCGUCAAAUUUCCAAUUUAGAUGUGGUUUGUUUCUGAUUGGAAAAGACAAGAGGCAUUUUCAAAAAAAGAUAAGACAUAAUAAAAAAAUAUUAUUUUAGAAAAAACAAAUUACAUUUGAAUAAAGAAAGUAGCUAGACUACUAGUAAAUAUUCUCUUCAAUAUUUCUUGAAUUUUUCUUGAAUUUUUAGUUUCUUCACAAAUUUUCUAUCCAAAACACAUCGAAGAAGAAACAUUUUCAAAGUUUAAAUUUGCCUGUGGUAUGAAUAAUACUGUGUGCUUACUGCACAUUAUCAUUCUGCUCUUUGUAGAAUAACACACGUAUAACCAGCUGAUAAUAUCUGGGUCAGCCAACUGUUUGACACAACUCCAUUAAAUAACAGUGUUACAACAAUAAUAGGUUCCUUCAGUUUUCACAACACAACCUAACUUUUUGCAAUCAGACAAUUUAGGGUUUUUGUAAGCCAAUGAAAGAAAGUUGCAGUGACCACAUUUCAGCCAACAGUGCAGAACAAGAAGUGGGAGAGGGAUAAUACCACAUUAUUCAAUACUUAGAUUAUCUUAAACCGAAAGAACAGUACAACAGCAAAGUUCAGUGUUUUUGAGAAAUAAUGUUCUCAAACUUUGGUACCAGUAAGUAGAAAGACUUGGAAACAUUCAAAUUAGCCUGCGUCCUGAGCAACAGAAGCCCUUUAUCAGCCUGCUGACCAGCCAUGGACAGCAAUAGGCUGCAACACUCAGUGCUCCAUACAACCAGAAAAAACUCAAGUCACUCUGGCUCUCAUUACAGAAACAGCAUGACAGAAUAUUUUUAAACUUUAACGUUUUAAAGACUGAGCAUACCUUGAAAUUGGUAACCAGGCCAGGCCUAAUCCUAACUGAUGAGGAUUUUCAUCAGUUAGGAUGAAAAUUAUGGUAUUAUCACAGACCACAGUAAUGCAAAUAAACUGUCUGCUCUCAGUUAUUUGUGUGAUAUACACAGUAACAUGUGUAUAUCACUGCAUUAUAAGCUCUAACACUGUAUGUGUCAGCCACAGCUGUUAUUUACCGUUACAGUAAGAAUGCCAAGCAUCCUAACAAAUGGGCCAAGUAUGAAAAAUACCACCAUUCAACUGUAAAUCCAAGCUGCUGACAUGUGGUUAUUAUUGCUUUAUAUUUAUAAAGUUUAUUUUUAUAUAAUCUGAAUUAUUAUGGUUUUGAAAGAGCAUUAUUUUUAUUCCCCCAGAACGUCGUGCACUUUACUCUUUUGAUAUUUUAUCUUUCGGUUUGUGGUUAAUGAUCCCUGCACUAAUUGGUGGCAAAUUUUAAAUUUUUUAUGUGGUUUCUCUAACUCAAAGUAACAAAAACAAAACAAAAAUGUGCAAUUAUUAUUGCAAACGGAGGGUUUCCAGAUGAACAGUCUAAACCACACAUAGACUGUUCAGUCUGUAUUUUCUCCAGCACGGUUGUAAUGUGUAUAAGCUGGCUCUGAAGGUGUUGCAUUUAUAGUGAGUCUUUUCUUAGCAGGUCGUCUUUUUUUCUUACCUUAAGCAUUUUUAGCCAACCUUACAGACACGUUAACUGUUUUAUUAAGUUUAGUUAUGUGUAUAUAUUGGGUGUGUCACUGUCUACCUCAUCAUAAUCAGCUGCUAUUGAACUGUGAUGACUUCACCUAGUUAUCUUUUGACCAAAAACACACAUUGUUACUAUUAUCAGAGUUAAUAAAGGUACACACUCUUUGUAAAGUAGAUUCUGUCCUGAACUUUUCAGGAGGACAUGUUAUGUGUUUACUUACAACUAAAUAAAGUGAUCUGUGGGUAUUUCA